Molecule: messenger RNA, 825 nt
Organism: Zychaea mexicana
Lineage: Eukaryota; Fungi; Mucoromycota; Mucoromycetes; Mucorales; Lichtheimiaceae
Exons: 2
Coding region: 1-825 (274 amino acids)
Source: RefSeq, a predicted model, not a curated record
AUGCUCACAAGUGCGCAGGAACGAGUGCCCAAGGUUGGUUUCCAGAAACUAGGAGGCGAUGGUAGCGUCCACAAGUAUGCUACUACUGGUGUACAUUUGAUAUUGUUCUUGAUCCGAUCCAGGCAUAACAAGUCAUUGUAUUUGCUUUCUCCGCCUAUCGCAAUUACAAAUCUUGUUGAAUCUCUUGUCCUUGUUGCCACCGCUGAAACGAAAAGACCAGAUGUGGAACGGCAGUAUACAAGUGCACGACGGUUAAUUCACAAAAUGAUGUUGAUCGCGCUCAUGGAAAAAAAGCCACUGAACACCCCUCCCUCUGGCUACGUGCUCAUACGGUUCCUCAUAAUCAACUCAUUGGAUUACACUGGCAAGUUUGUUCCUACCCGUGAUAUAACCCCGGUCAUCGCAAAAUUGAAGUAUUGGUUACGACUCGUGGUCUUAUGUGACAUCAUGCAGCCGUCCGAAGUCGAUCAUGCUUUAGAGAAACUCGAACAAACGUAUGCUCCUUUCCUCAUGGAUGCCUAUGCAACUCCAUUUGGUGCACUUGUUGAAAUAAGCCGUCUUGCAUCGACAUCAGUGGUAAAUGAUUCCCGCUUGCCUUAUAUAUUCUGGUCCACAAAAGGAAACUUUACCGAGUUGACUUUGGCUGGCUCAUGUGAAACUGUCAAGCUCCAUCAUAUAUCACAUCUUGCUAGUAGCAUUAUGAAGAAAAUUGAAAACGAAAUAGCCAUGCUGACACACGGUAUCAGUCUCGAUGUGAUAUUGGGCAUCAGUAACAACUCCUACCUUGCUCUGUAUGAUGAGCCGAACAAUACCACAAUCGGGUAG